UAAAAAAAAGGGGAAAAAAAGGUGGUUCCCCUGCUGCACCGGGCUGAGAGCACAGCAGAGAGCUGCACAGGUAGCUACCAGCAGCAGCAGCAGCGGCAGUGGCGCUGAAAGCCUCCGCUAGUCUACCUAGAGACACUUCCCUCUCUGCGUGAUACGAUUGGAGUGUGUCGGCGAAUCCUCCCCGCAUCAUCAUAUCCCGCUCGGGUCACCUUACUGCUCGGCUACCGGCAUUUUCCAUCUCCGCGCUCCGAAGAUGAUACCUGGCAAACGAAGAGCUGCAGUCAUGUCCUUCUCGGUGGCGAUAUUUGGAGCCCUGAUGCUGCAGUCCGUCUCGUCCCAGUACGAGCCGUCAAUCGCCGCUUCUGAACACACCACACUUCCUGUGGAAGGCGACGUUUACUUACUGCAGUGCAACCUGACCAGCGCCCACAGCGUCCACCAGGAGAGCUACUGGAUGAAGAACGGGGAGGAGAUACCUGAGACACGCAGCCCAAACAGGAACACUGAAUACAAGCUGAACAAACCAAGAGGAGAAGCCGCCGGAGUGUACAUGUGUGUCUACACCUUCGAGACGGCUCCUCCAGCAAACGCCACCAUCGAAGUUAAAUCUGCUCCUGACAUCACAGGCCACAAGCGCAGUGAGAAUAAGAACGAGGGCCAGCGUGCUAUUCUCUACUGCAAAUCUGUGGGUUAUCCUCACCCUGUCUGGACCUGGCGCAAGUACGACAACGGCAUUCACAGGGAAAUCGACAACUCAAGCGGGCGCUUCUUCAUCAACAGCAGAGACAACUACACCGAGCUCCACAUUGCCAACCUGGACAUUAAUCUAGAUCCAGGCGAGUACCACUGCAAUGCCACCAACAUGCUCGGCACCCGUGAUGAGAAGAUCGUGCUGAGGGUCCGCAGUCACUUGGCCCCCCUGUGGCCUCUUCUGGGGGUUUUGGCCGAGAUCAUCAUCCUGGUCGUCAUCAUCGUCGUUUAUGAGAAGCGCAAGAAGCCUGAGGAUUUACAAGACGAUGAUGACCCAGCAGGACCAGUGAAAACUAAUUCAACCAACAACCACAAAGACAAGAAUCUCCGCCAGAGGAAUACGAACUGAGCAGCCUGUCUGCUGAGUUUCAUUACACAUGUAUUGACCAUAUGAAGGUAAACGAGAAGGGAGUCCAAACCAGUUGUUAAUAGGAUGUAUCUGCCAUUAUGAGUAUGGUUGUGGAGGAGUUAAUGAGGCAUGCCUUAUGAUUUUAUUGUGUGAGGGUGCGAAUAUGGAAUUGCUAACAUUAUAACCAUUGUUGCUGCAUGCAGUUGUUGACGUUUAUGAUUUAUUUCCCCUCUUAUCCACUAAUUUAACAUUUUUACUACUUCUAAAAUAAUGCAUGCAAGAUGUCGACCUUCUGUUUGAUACAGAAAUGGCUUUUUAUUUAUUUAUUUAUUUUGCUCUUUUCUCUGAGAGUGGCUUCAUUUAGAUAAUCUGUACUGUGUGUUUUAGAGGAAAAACAAAACUCGGCAAUGUAACAGAAAACACCACCAUAAUCUGGUAUGACAGUUGUGUACAGUUUUAUCAUUCCUCUGCAUACCAUUUUAUCUGAAAAUAUCUAUUACAUUUUAAGGGCUUUGCAAUGUCCCUCUAAAUUUGGUUAAGGUUUACUUUACUGUAUGUACUGUAUGUAUUAAAUCACUAUAACUAUGUAUCAGAUCACCAUUAAUAUAAAGACUAUUCAUAUGAUAUGAUGCACUUAAAUGUUGAGGGUAAUGAAAACCUGUAUAAACCUACUUUAGGAAAUCUGUACUAAUCAUUCUAACAUAUUGUUUUAUAAUUGUGUGUAUUGUACAGCAUGGCUAUUAUCCUAUGCAAUUAUUAUCCAUAUCAAUAUAUUGAAAAUGAUUGCAGCUUUUGAUUUCUCUGUGACAAAGCUUUAAACUAGUAGGAUCACCGUAGAGCGUUGAUGGCAUACUACACAGCUGCAUGAAUUCUCUACAGCUGGCGUGGGAGGCGGCGAAAAGAAGCCCACGUCAGGACUGACACGUGUGAAGCAAUUCUAAGAUCCCCGACUCAUUUUUAAGAAUAAAUA
This is a messenger RNA of Epinephelus fuscoguttatus (brown-marbled grouper), 2069 nucleotides long. RefSeq names its product neuroplastin a (gene nptna). The transcript is spliced from 8 exons. The record is from RefSeq and is a predicted model, not a curated record. The coding region runs from base 254 to 1099 and encodes 281 amino acids. Lineage: Eukaryota; Metazoa; Chordata; Actinopteri; Perciformes; Serranidae.